AUGAGUUCGGCAAGUGACAAAAGUGGAAUUGAUAUGAGUGUCUGUGAUGAUUGUAUUAGUGAAGCUGUUAGUGCAAUCAAUGUUUUACUUAAUUUGAUACUUGAUGAAGGUGUUAUUGAAAAUUGUGGUGAUUUAUGCGAUGCUUUGGCUAAUAAAACAGGCUCUCAACCAGCUGGAUUUGUUUGUCUUGUUGUUUGCAAUGCUUUAGGUAUUGGUGAACUUAUUCGAAUACUUGAACAUAGUGAUAUAGAUCCUAUUUGGUAUUGUCAAAUUGCAAAAUUAUGUCCAAUUAAUGAUAAUGGUGAUGCAAAAUUUCUUGAUUUUCAAAUGAUACCAUCUACUGGUCGUGUAGGUACAGAAUUUAUUAUUGAUUGUUCAUUUCAAUCGAAGAAUGGAACAGGACCUGGUAUGCUUACAAUUACUAUAGUUACUCCUCAAAAUCAAACAGCAAGUAAUAAUUUUGGACUUGAUGCAAAAAAACCUGGAACUUAUGAUCUAAGAAUUGGUGUUAAAACUCUUAGUAGAACUUGCAAUCCUUUUGAUGAUUCAUGCAAUGCUUUUCCAACUGGUACUUAUAAUGUAACUGCAUAUCUUUGUAAUGGAGAAUGUGGAUCACAUCAUCCACAUUCAUCUAUCUAUGAUUUUGGUCGCAGUUCAUUUACAGUUACACCAUGA
Messenger RNA from Adineta steineri, 675 nucleotides. Lineage: Eukaryota; Metazoa; Rotifera; Eurotatoria; Adinetida; Adinetidae. The record is from the annotation of a GenBank genome assembly.